CUGAAAGCCGUCCCCACGCCGGUCUCUUUUUUCUGCCUUCUUGUUUCCCUCCGGCGAGUCGGCGCGACGGUGAAUUUCCGUUUCCGGCGGUGUCCAUGCUGAACUGAGGAGUCGCAGUUGCCAGCAGGUUAGAGUUACUUGUUAUUGGUAAAUAGCUACAAUGGAGACUAAAGACCAGAAGAAACACAGAAAGAAAAACAGUGGGCCCAAAGCUGAAAAGAAAAAGAAGCGGCAUCUGCAGGAUCUCCAGCUAGGAGAUGAAGAAGAUGCCCGGAAGAGAAAUCCCAAAGCUUUUGCAGUUCAGUCUGCUGUGCGGAUGGCUCGAUCCUUUCACAGGACUCAGGAUUUGAAGACAAAAAAGCAUCAUAUUCCAGUGGUUGAUCGAACUCCACUGGAGCCCCCACCAAUAGUGGUAGUGGUGAUGGGGCCUCCAAAAGUUGGAAAGAGCACUUUGAUACAAUGCCUCAUUCGGAACUUCACCCGGCAGAAGCUGACCGAGAUCAGAGGCCCUGUGACGAUUGUGUCAGGUAAAAAGCGCAGACUCACCAUUAUUGAAUGCGGGUGUGAUAUUAACAUGAUGAUUGAUCUGGCUAAAGUAGCAGAUCUGGUACUGAUGCUUAUAGAUGCCAGCUUUGGGUUUGAAAUGGAAACAUUUGAGUUUCUAAACAUCUGUCAAGUACAUGGCUUUCCUAAAAUUAUGGGAGUUCUCACCCACCUCGACUCCUUCAAGCAUAAUAAGCAACUGAAGAAGACAAAGAAGCGAUUAAAACACAGGUUCUGGACAGAAGUUUACCCGGGUGCCAAGCUAUUCUACCUUUCUGGAAUGGUGCAUGGUGAAUAUCAAAACCAAGAAAUCCACAAUCUGGGCCGUUUUAUUACAGUUAUGAAGUUUAGGCCUCUCACAUGGCAAACUUCUCACCCUUAUAUCCUGGCAGACAGGAUGGAAGAUUUGACAAACCCAGAGGAUAUCCGAACAAACAUCAAAUGUGACCGGAAGGUGUCACUUUAUGGUUAUUUAAGAGGAGCACACUUGAAAAAUAAAAGCCAAAUUCACAUGCCAGGGGUAGGAGAUUUUGCUGUGAGUGACAUCAGUUUCCUCCCAGACCCUUGUGCUCUUCCUGAACAACAAAAGAAGCGCUGUUUAAAUGAGAAGGAGAAGCUGGUUUAUGCGCCUCUUUCUGGAGUUGGGGGUGUGCUGUAUGACAAAGACGCUGUCUAUGUUGACCUUGGUGGCAGCCACGGUUUUCAGGAUGAGGUGGGGCCCACCCAUGAGCUGGUCCAGAGUCUCAUCUCUACCCACUCCACCAUUGAUGCCAAGAUGGCUUCAAGUCGAGUGACACUGUUUUCUGAUUCCAAGCCACUUGGGUCAGAGGAUUUAGAUAAUCAAGGGCUAUUGAUGCCAAAGGAGUGAAAACAUGACUUAAAAACUGGGCUACUGGGCGGCCGGAAAGCCAUUUUUGGAGAUGAAGAUGAAUCUGGAGAUAGUGAUGAUGAAGAAAAUGAGGAAAUAUCCGAAGAUGACUUGUUGGAAAACGACUUAGUGGAGGAGGAAGCAGAAGAGGAGGAAAAUGCUGAGGUGACUGAUCAGUAUAUGGCUGGUAAGGGCGUCAAACGAGUUGAAACUUGAAGAGUUGAAGAAGACAGUGAAAUGGAUUUGCCAGCUUUAAGGACAUGACGAUGACCUUGAGAGGAGCUUCCAGUGGAAGAAGGGGAAGCAGAGGAAGUUGAUGAAAGCAGUGAAGAAGAGGACUGCACUGGAGAGGGGGCAUUUCCAGGAUCAAAGGUUGUUGAGAAGGUAGAAGCAGGGCUAUCACCAGCGAACUGUCAGGAGGACUGUGGUGGAUCUGGAGAAGUCUUGCUGAUGAAGAAAGCAGCUCUCCCCACUUCCGAUUCUGGGCAUUGCACAGCCGAAGAGGCGCGAGAUCUGGAAGAUGAAUCUGAAGAAAGCUCCUCACUCGGUGGAGAAGAGGACUCAGAAAAUGAAGAGGCUAAGAAAAAGCUUUCAAAGCCUUCCCAAGUGAGCAGUGGUCAUCAGCUAAGGAACUUAAUUGAUGAGACCAGUGAUAUAGAAGAUUUACUCAAAGAGGAAGAAGAUUACAAGGAAGAAAAUAAUGAUUCCAAAGAAACCUCAGUGUGCCUCGCGGAAGGGGAAGACCUUUCCAGAAAGGCAGCUGAGGCCUUUCUGAGGCAGCAGCAAGCAGCUCCAACAAAGCUUAUUUAUGGGACAGUGGCAGAAGAUAAUGAAGAAGAAGAUGGUGAUAAUUUUGAGAAGGCUUGAGGGUUGUUUCGUGUCAACCAGCCUGACAGAGAGGCUACAAGGCUGACUUUGGACUGUUCUAGAUUUCGUGAGGCCCCUCAUGACUGGGAUUUAGAGGAGGUUAUGAACAGUAUCAGAGAUUGCUUCGUGACUGGAAAGUGGGAAGAUGAUAAAAGAUGCACAAGUUGGCUAACUGAUUUACUACAUAUGGACCUUAAAAACUUGGAAACAGGGGAUGUGCACAAGGGAAAAUCAGGUCCCGAUACUCAGAACAAUGAUGUAGAGAAGAAGUUAAGAAGAAAUUGACUCUAACGAAGAAGAAAGUACAAGAAAAAGCAUUUGGAUAAGAAGAGAAAAUUGAAGGAGAUGUUUGAUGCAGAAUAUGAUGAAGGAGAAAGCACAUAUUUUGAUGAUCUUAAAGGAGAAAAUGCAGAAACAAGCAGAUCACAUGAUGAAGCCAGAGUUCAGUAACAUGAGGGUUUUCACCUGGGAUGUACGUCUCAUGAGAUUAAAAAUGUUCCUGGGGAAUUUGUGCAGAACUUUGACCCCCAUUACCCCAUUAUCCUGGGUGGCUUGGGCAACAGAGGGAAUGCUGGAUACGUGCAGAUGCGUCUGAAGAAACAUCGCUGGUAUAAGAAAAUCCUCAAGUCCUCAGAUCCAAUCAUUUUCUGUAGGGGUGGGAGAGGUUUCAGACCAUCCACUCAUUAUAUCGAUGACCACAAUGGAAGACAAGGUUUAAAAGUGAUACCCUACAGCAUGCAUUGCGGAGCAGCCUUUUGGGGCCCUAUCACUCCACAGGGAACUGGUUUCUUGGCAAUACAGUCUGUCAGUGGCAUAAUGCCUGAUUUUCGGAUAGCUGCCACAGGAGUUGUCCUUGAUCUGGAUAAAUCCAUGUACCAGAAGAAAUUGAAGCUAACUGGUUAGUAUAAAAUUUUCAAGAAUACUUCAUUUAUUAAGGGAAUGUUUAAUUGCCUUGAAGUAGCCAAAUUUGAAGGUGCUGUGAUUCGAACUGUCAGUGGGAUAAGGGGGCAGAUCACAGCACCCGAGCUCCAGAAGGCGCUUCCUCGGGCCAGCCUUUGAGGAGAACUGCCAGACAAACUACUCUUUUCAGAUAUUGUCUUCAUGCGAAUGCAUCCUGUUUCAUCCCAGCCUCUCUAUAACCCAGUAACAUCUUUGUUGAAACCAGUGGGUGAGAAAGACACCUGUCAGAAUGCGGACUAUAUUAACCUAGGUUUCGCCAUGAAGGCCAGACUAAAGGCAAACAAGGACUUCUGUAUAAGGUACUGGUUGCGUCAAAAGAAACAUUUUAAUUCACUGCACAUUCCAAAAGCUUUGCAGAAGGCCCUGCCAUUUAAGAACAAGCCCAAGACCCAAGCAAAGGCAGGCAAGGUGCCAAAGGACAGGCGGAGACCGGCCGUCACGGAGCCUCAUGAAAGAAAGGUACUGUCGCCUCAUGCCGUACUGCAUGCAUUGAGUACGGUGCACAGCCGGAAGAUGAAGAAGGCCAAGGAGCAGCGGCACCUGCACAAUAAGGAGCACUUCAGAGCCAAGCAGAAGGAGGAGGAGGAGUAGUUGAUGCAGAAGGACCUCAGGAAGAAGCCUAAUCAGGGGCAGAAGGAAAGAAGAAACCAGAAGUCCAGUUUGAAGGGGGCUGAGGGCCAGUUGCAGUAAGCCU
This is a messenger RNA of Chlorocebus sabaeus (green monkey), 3932 nucleotides long. NCBI's taxonomy places the organism in Eukaryota, Metazoa, Chordata, Mammalia, Primates, Cercopithecidae. The record is from RefSeq and is a predicted model, not a curated record.